Messenger RNA from Culicoides brevitarsis, 1554 nucleotides. RefSeq names its product dual specificity mitogen-activated protein kinase kinase 6 (gene lic). Gene Ontology annotation, biological process: stress-activated MAPK cascade; protein phosphorylation. The record is from RefSeq and is a predicted model, not a curated record. NCBI's taxonomy places the organism in Eukaryota, Metazoa, Arthropoda, Insecta, Diptera, Ceratopogonidae. The transcript has 5 exons. Gene Ontology annotation, molecular function: MAP kinase kinase activity; ATP binding. Bases 141 to 1139 code for a protein of 332 amino acids.
UUUCGAUGGUUUGACAGUCAAAUUUCAAACAAAAAUACGAAAAAAAAGCGAAAAGUUUGAAGUGGAAAGUGAAAAAACCAGAAAAAGCUUUUAAAACGUUUGUGAGAAGGACGCUUCCGAGCCAUAAAUCAGCGUAAAAAAUGAACAGAAGACGUCCAGGUCCGGGACUUAAAAUCCCUCUGCAACCAGAAAUUGCACAGCCAGUGACGCCUCCGCGGAAUCUCGACUCGCGCGCCACCAUCACGAUCGGCGAUCGGACCUUUGUCGUCGAAGCGGACCACCUGGAGAAGAUUUGUGACCUUGGUCGUGGCGCCUACGGCAUCGUCGAGAAAAUGCGGCAUCGCGAAACGGGCACCGUGAUGGCCGUGAAACGAAUCACGUCGACAAUUAACACUCAAGAACAGAAACGGCUUCUCAUGGACUUGGAUAUAUCGAUGCGAGCGAGUGAUUGUCCGAAUACGGUGCAGUUUUACGGUGCGUUAUUUCGCGAGGGCGACGUCUGGAUCUGCAUGGAGGUCAUGGACACCUCGAUGGACAAGUUUUAUCACAAAGUCUUCCAAAAUAACCGGAAGAUGCCGGAACCGAUUUUGGGCAAAAUUGCCGUGGCAGUCGUCAAUGCGCUGCAUUAUUUGCAUUCACAACUCAAAGUCAUCCAUCGCGAUGUCAAGCCUUCGAAUAUUCUGAUCAAUCGGAAGGGUGACGUGAAAAUGUGCGAUUUUGGCAUUUCCGGGUAUCUCGUUGACUCGAUAGCGAAAACUGUGGAUGCGGGAUGCAAGCCGUAUAUGGCGCCCGAACGUAUUGAUCCCACUGGCAAUCCGGGUCAAUAUGACAUUCGAUCAGAUGUUUGGUCUUUAGGUAUAAGUAUGAUAGAGAUGGCUACAGGAAAGUUUCCGUAUCCAGUUUGGGGAUCGCCAUUUGAACAAUUAAAACAGGUGGUCAAAGACGACCCGCCGCGCUUGAAAAAAUCCGAGGAAUUCUCCGAUCGCUUGGAAAACUUCAUCACUGCUUGCCUACAAAAACGUUACACCGACCGUCCAACUUACGAUCAAUUGUUGCAACACAUUUUCAUCGUGGAAAACACCGCAUUGAACACGGAUGUUGCGUCUUUCGUUGACGAGAUCCUCGGUUUGCCAGGAUAGGGCUUCCGCAGUUCUGUUGUAAGAAUUGCCUCUCUCACACACACAAACACACACGUUCAGAAACAUACACCAGUUAAAGUGCAGCAAAUUGUUCAAAAAAAAAAAAAAAGUUAAUUAAUAAAGAAGUGAAUAUUUUUGAAAGUUAAAUUUUAUUUUAAAGAUUUUUUUUUGAUAAUUCUACAGCAAAUUUAGCUCGCGUGACACGAUUUUAGGGCCAAGAUGGCUUUUCGCCCUCUUUGAGAGUUCGGCCGUAGAGCGCACUUUUGUCGCGGAAUCGUGUCAUGCGGAGCGUUUCCUGGUCAUCGAGGAAUUUUCCGAAGAGUCCUGCGAUAAGGGGAAAUCCGAUCCACAAAUAUUCGCGUGUGAUACCGAAAAUUGCCAUUUUUCUACUGCAAUUCCGCUUUACUGGCAACGA